Betta splendens (Siamese fighting fish) is the source of this 1640-nucleotide messenger RNA. RefSeq names its product RAB13, member RAS oncogene family (gene rab13). The record is from RefSeq and is a predicted model, not a curated record. The transcript has 8 exons. Gene Ontology annotation, biological process: protein localization to plasma membrane; Golgi vesicle fusion to target membrane; protein secretion. Gene Ontology annotation, molecular function: GTP binding; GTPase activity. NCBI's taxonomy places the organism in Eukaryota, Metazoa, Chordata, Actinopteri, Anabantiformes, Osphronemidae. Bases 77 to 679 code for a protein of 200 amino acids. Gene Ontology annotation, cellular component: plasma membrane; synaptic vesicle; trans-Golgi network transport vesicle.
UCUGGAGCUAAUGAAAGCUCUUUUAUAAGGUGUCCUCCAACUUUUUCCUCUUCGACCGCUGUUUGAAGAACGGACCAUGGCGAAAAAGUAUGAUUUCCUUUUCAAACUGUUACUCAUCGGAGACAGCGGGGUGGGAAAAACAUGUCUGAUCAUCCGCUUUGCUGAGGACAAUUUCAACUCCACGUACAUUUCCACCAUCGGCAUUGACUUUAAAGUAAAAACCAUUGAAGUUGACGGCAAGAAAGUGAAACUACAAGUGUGGGACACAGCAGGGCAGGAGAGGUUCAAGACCAUCACGACAGCCUACUACAGAGGAGCCAUGGGCAUCAUCCUGGUGUAUGACAUCACAGACGAGAAGUCCUUCGAAAACAUUCAGAACUGGAUGAAGAGCAUCAAGGAAAAUGCAUCAGCUGGAGUCAGUCGGAUGCUACUAGGGAAUAAGUGCGACAUUGAGGCCAAGCGGAAAGUUACUACAGAGACAGGAGAAAAGCUGGCCAAAGAUCACGGCAUCAGAUUCUUUGAAACCAGUGCAAAGUCCUGCAUCAACGUCGAGGAGUCUUUUCUGGCGUUGGCACGCGACAUACUACAGAAAGCCAGCAAGAAACCCGGCACAACGGGUCGAGAGGUGAAAAUCACCAGCAGCACAGAGAAAAAAUCCUCCAAGUGCGUCCUUCUCUAGAUCUGAUGUCCAGCAGCACGCGCAUCAGUAUUACUACUAUUGGGGAGAAGCUCGAGGCUGCCGGUUUUCUGUCUCCAUCUGGUGGGCUUCAGUGCCAAUUACAUCACCUACAGUGUCUGUGUGAUGCAGCGUAUUCUUAUUUCUAAUAUAUAUCCAUUAUGUUUGCAUCCUUUUUUUUUAAUCAUCCCCCAGCAUUUUAAAUACAGCUGUUUCCUCUGUGUAUUAUUUAACACGCUGUUUCAUUUUUUAACAAGUUCUGGACUGGUUAGUUGUGUAAAAAAGUCACCUCUGUGUUUGUGUUCAGUCGUGUCGUAUGUGUGAGCACAUGCAGCGGUAGCACGUAGGAGAUCAGUGGCAGAGGAAGUCUCGGAUUCACAGUUUCAUAUUUGUGACUCUGGCACAGAUGGGUCCAAGGGUCUCUCAUGGAUUCUGUUAUGUAGACGAAGCGACUCCCUUGGCAACAGAUGAGACGUGUUACAUUAGCAAUGAACACAUGCAGUAACACAUGCAUUGAUGUUGAACAUGCUGGGCCUGCAUGAUGGGAGCGCUGUUUAAUAGAUGGUUCAGGGUCUGAGAACGUGUGAGACAGGAAGAGAGAUGGAUGCAAUAUGAGAAGGUGAGUGGAGGGACGAUCAAGUGAUGGAUGAAGCAUGUGAAUGGGUGUGAGAUGUGAGCGCCUGGGAGCAGCAGUGCCCCCUUGUCCCCCACCUUCAGUUGAUUCAGUGGGUCUCGCCUUUUUUCUAAAGUGCCUGGUGAAUCUCGAUAGUGCACGUCACCGUGGCGACGCCAGACAUUCAGCGUCACUGCUUACAGGUGCUCAUCUGAUAAAGCAGGUACUUCCCCUGUGCAGAUACACUGUGUUUCCUUGAGUUUCUCUCACAUUCGCUCUUUCUAGAAUCAUCACAUUUUAUAUGUAGUUCAUGCACCUGCUGCUUGCCAAAUAAAAAUGCAAAACAGGUCA